AUGACCAACGACAGACGUCGGCAAUGGACGCUGGCGCUGGUGACGGCGGCGUCUCUGCUCGAGCGCGCGGACGAGGCGCUGCUGCCGGCCGUGUACAAGGAAGUGGGCGAGGCGCUGGGCGCGUCCCCGGCCGCGCUGGGAUCCCUCACGAUGUGCCGCUCGCUCGUGCAGGCCGUGUGCUACCCGCUCGCCGCGUGCGCCGCGGCGCGCUACGACCGCUCCGGCGUCAUCGCCGUCGGGGCCUUCCUCUGGGCCGUCGCCACCAUGCUCGUCGGCGUCUCUCGCACUUUUCUCCAGAUGGCGAUCGCGAGGGGGUUUAACGGCGUGGGCUUGGCGCUGGUGGUGCCGGCGAUGUACUCCCUGGUGGCGGACUACAGCGAAGACUCGACGCGCGGCUCGGCGUUCGGGUGGCUGGUGAUGGCGAGCCGUGUGGGUGCCAUGGUGGGGGGCUCCCUCGGGGUGCUGCUCGCGCCGACGACCUUCCUCGGCGUCGCCGGCUGGCGGCUACCCUUCCACAUAGUCGCGCUUUUCAGCGUCGCGCUCGCCGUCUCCACGUGGUUCCUCGCCUCCGAUCCCCGUCCGGCGAAAACGUCCAAGAAGACCACGGCCAAGGUGGCCAAAGAACUUAUCAUGGAGGCCAAGGACGUGAUGCGCGUGCCGACAUUCCAGAUCCUGGUGGCGCAGGGGGUAGCCGGGUCGGUGCCGUGGUCGGCGCUCACCUUCGCCGCCAUGUGGCUGGAGCUCGUGGGGUUCACGCACUGGCAGACCACCGUAAUCACCAACCUCAACGUGCUCGCUGCAGCAUUCGGCGCACUCUUCUCCGGGUACAUCGGAGACCCCAUGGCGCGGCGGUUCCCGAACGCCGGCCGGAUCGCUCUGGCGCAGGUGAGCACGGCGUCAACCAUCCCGAUCGCCGCCGUCCUGCUGCUUGCGUUGCCCAACGACCCGUCGGCGGGGGCCGCGUACGCCGCCGUCUUCUUCGUCCUGGGCUUCGUCAUGCCCUGGUGCCCCGCGGCCACCAACAACCCUAUUUUAGCGGAGAUCGUGCCGGAGAAGGCAAGGACGACGGUGUACGCGCUGGACAGGUUCUUCGAAACAAUCUUGUCCUCGUUCGCGCCAACUCUCGUGGGCAUCCUGGCGGAGCGGGUAUUCGGAUACAAGCCAGCUGCGCCCGGCGCCGCUGGCGUCGAGAACGAACGGGAGAACGCCGCCGCGCUGGCCAGGGCAGUUUUCGCGGAGGUCGCCGUCCCCAUGGCCGUCUGCUGCAUCACCUACUCCUUGCUAUACUGCACGUACCCAGCAGACAGACAGCGGGCGCAGAUGGCAGCUGAUCUCGUGGCGAAAAAUGAACAGGACUCUGAAGAUCCUGAUGCUGGCACUCCUGUUACUGUGGAUAGCAUAAACCAGGCACUCCUAGCCAGAAGUGACUAG
Messenger RNA from Lolium rigidum, 1431 nucleotides. RefSeq names its product quinolone resistance protein NorA-like. The record is from RefSeq and is a predicted model, not a curated record. Gene Ontology annotation, cellular component: membrane. Gene Ontology annotation, biological process: transmembrane transport. The transcript has 3 exons. Gene Ontology annotation, molecular function: transmembrane transporter activity. Bases 1 to 1431 code for a protein of 476 amino acids. Lineage: Eukaryota; Viridiplantae; Streptophyta; Magnoliopsida; Poales; Poaceae.